Scophthalmus maximus (turbot) is the source of this 5852-nucleotide messenger RNA. RefSeq names its product MBT domain-containing protein 1-like. The transcript has 20 exons. Bases 336 to 2525 code for a protein of 729 amino acids. Gene Ontology annotation, molecular function: zinc ion binding. The record is from RefSeq and is a predicted model, not a curated record. NCBI's taxonomy places the organism in Eukaryota, Metazoa, Chordata, Actinopteri, Pleuronectiformes, Scophthalmidae. Gene Ontology annotation, cellular component: nucleus. Gene Ontology annotation, biological process: regulation of DNA-templated transcription.
AACUCGGCGCCUGCGCACUGCAGCUCUAAUAUUGUUGUUGACAUGUCCGCCGCUGGGUCUUAACGGAGGAACCGCCGGUGGUCGUGUCCCCGAGAGACUGUCCCGCCGCGGCCGGGCCCCUGAUGGAGGAUCCCGGAGACCUGAAGUGAUCAUAGGAAACUCAUCAUAGUGAACAUGGUGUCAGGCAGAGACCUGAGGAGGCGUGGCUUCACCUGUACCCCGCACCUGUCCCGACACAGGUUGUGUUUCUUCUGAGUCUCCAUCUGUUUUGGUGAAGUAAAACCAGACUGUCAGUCUGAGUGACGGGCAGUGACAGCUGGCCCCGCCCCCUUCUCAUGACAGGCUCCAGGACUCUGCUCAGGGUGGAGCGUCCGUCCAGGAAGCGUCGGGACUCCUUUGGGUUGUUGGACGGUCUGGACGAGGACCGGAGCAGCUGCAGCACCGAGUCCAGCGGGGGCAGCGGCGCCUCCAGCCCCGAGGACAGCGAGGACGAAGAGUUGGGGGGAGGAGGAGGAGGAGGAGGAGGAGGAGGAGGAGGGCUGACUCCACUCACCCCCUCCUCCUCCUCCCUGACACUUAUCAAGACCAACGGACAGCUGUACACCUAUCCUGACGGGAAGACGGGCAUGGCCACCUGUGAGAUGUGCGGGAUGGUAGGAGUCAGAGACGCCUUCUACAGUAAAACCAAACGGUUCUGCAGCGUCUCCUGCUCCAGGAGUUUCUCGUCUAACUCCAAGAAGGCGAGCAUCCUCGCCCGACUGCAGGGGAAGCCUCCCACCAAGAAGGCCAAAGUUCGUCAGAAACAGCCUCUGAUGACCAAGCUGGCUGUCUACGCUCAGCAUCAGACCAACCAGCAGGGCGGCGUGAAGAGGAGCGUUACUGUGGACAUGUUUGACUGGGGUCACUAUCUUGGAGAUGGAGACGUGAUGGGAGCGUCGGUCAGCUGCUUCAAACAUGUCCCGAUGGGGAAGUCGUGGGACGACAUCGGCGAAGGCGUUCGGGUCGAAGUCCUGAACACGGACAGCGGCCUGCCCAUGAAGGUGUACUGGAUCGCUGGCGUCAUUAAACUGGCUGGUUUUAAAGCCCUGCUGAGGUACGAAGGCUUCGACAGCGACGCCACCAGAGACUUCUGGUUGAACCUGUGUGCGCCGGACAUCCACCCGGUCGGCUGGUGUGCUGCUGGAGGCAAACCUCUGGUCCCGCCUCAGACCAUCCUGCACAGAUUCACCAACUGGAAGACGUUCCUCAUCAAAAGACUGACGGGGUCCAAAACUCUGCCGCCGGACUUCUCCUCCAAGGUGCUGGAGAGCAUGAAGUUUCCCUUCAAGAAGCAGAUGAGGGUGGAGGUGGUGGACAAGACUCACCUGUGCCGGACGCGGGUCGCUCUGGUCGAACAGGUGAUUGGCGGCCGUCUGCGUCUGGUGUACGAGGAGUGCGACGACGGGACGGACGACUUCUGGUGCCACAUGUACAGUCCUCUGAUCCACAGCAUCGGAUGGUCCCGGUCCAUCGGGCACCGCUUCAAACGGUCCGAUGCAUCGAUGAAGCUGGACGCUCCGGUGGACGCUCCGGGGAAGCUGUUCGCCAAGGUGAAGGAGGUGGAUCAGAGCGGCCUGUGGUUCGAGGACGGGAUGAAGCUGGAGGCCAUCGACCCUCUGAAUCUGUCGGCCAUCUGCGUGGCCACGGUCAGGAAGGUCCUGGCUGACGGGUACCUGAUGAUCGGUAUUGAUGGAUCGGAGGCGGCUGACGGUUCUGACUGGUUCUGUUAUCACGCCACGUCUCCCUCCGUCUUCCCCGCCGGCUUCUGUGAGAUCAACGACAUCGAGCUGACUCCGCCCAGAGGUUACACCAGUCUCCCCUUCACGUGGUUCGAGUACCUGAAGCAAAGCAAGUCUGUGGCUGCUCCGGUCCAACUCUUCAACAAGGACGUCCCCGACCACGGUUUCCGCCCCGGGAUGAAGCUGGAGGCCGUCGACCUCAUGGAGCCUCGGCUGGUGUGCGUCGCCACAGUAACCCGCAUUGUCCACCGGCUGCUGCGGAUCCACUUUGACGGCUGGGAGGACGAGUACGACCAGUGGGUCGACUGUGAGUCACCGGACCUGUACCCGGUCGGGUGGUGUCAGCUGACGGGAUACCAGCUGCAGCCUCCUGCUGUUAACACAGGUUCCAGAGAUCUACAGGCGUCCAAACAGAGGAAGAAGUCCCAACAGUACAAGGGACAGAAGAAAAAGAGGAAGCUGCCCAUGGCUAAGCGACCUGUCAGUCUCUCUGGUACCGUGGUAACAGUCGUCCCCAGGAGUCUGUCAGGGGACGAGAACGAGACGCCGCCAGAUUACCCAUCACCCCCUGCUCCCGCCACAGCAGCCCAACCACCGUCCGCAGAGCCAGAGAGCAGCCGUCACACUGAGGCUGAGACAGGUUCACAGGUCAAAAUUCACACGGAGGUAAACAACUUCUGUCCCGAGGCCACGGAAACAGAAACCAACGGAUCCUCUGGAGAUUUCUACGACAACCAGGACCCGUAGAGUUUUAAGCAUCAUGAAUAUACUAUAAUAUAUAUAAGUAUAUGCGACACCUCUGUGGCCAAAAAUCUGAAGAAGAGUUAGCGUUGGCAUGUUGGUGUCCAGACCUGCCGACUGUUCUCCAUCCGUCAGAUAAGCAGAAGGGUAAAACUAUCGCAACUGAAGAAUCCGUGUUAUCGGGAGCGGAUCCGGACAAACGGGUCGAUCCAGUGAUGAUUCUCUCUGUUGUGUAACAUGGCGUUGGCCCGAGCUGAGGUUUGCAUGAGGUGUGAAAUGAUUUUGGGGCUAAUAUUUGACUCAUGCUCAUUGAGGUAGUUCUGACUGGGUCAUCACUCUUUUCUUUUCUUUUUCCAAAGAACAAAAUAUAAUUUCAGCACGUAGAUUUUUGACCUGGUGGGAAAAAGCCCUACUCUCUGAACUAUGGCUGCACCUUCACACUCAGACGACAAACAAACUAACAAAUGAAGAAAGAGAAAAUGAAGGAGGAGAGUUGGUGUUGCUCUGAGAAAAGAGGAGAAGAAACACAAUGGAAUCACUUUUGUAUUACGAGUUUCUUCACGCCGAGAUCUUUGUUGUUUUAAUGAAGCUGUCAAAUUGAGAUUAGCACUCAUUUAAAUACUGUGUGUGUGUGUGUGUGUGUGUGUGUGUGUGUGUGUGUGUGUGUGUGUGUGUGUGUGUGUGUGUGUGUGUGUGUGUGUGUGUGUGUGUGUGUGUGUGUGUGUGUGUGUGUGUGUGUGUGUGUGUGUGUGUGUGUGUGUGUGUGUGUGUGUGUGUGUGUGUGUGUGUGUGUGUGUGUGUGCGCGCGCAUCACAAUAAAAAAUGCAACUUUUUCCAAAUACGUCCUAAUUCUAUAAGUGGUCAAACGGAGCUCCGCCCCUAACUGCCCACAGGAGAUUAUAGUUUUCAUGAUCCUGUUCAAGUGGAUCUAAAAUAAAAAUCAUAAUACAUAUUUAUAUUUAUAUAAUUUUCUGCUUUUAAUUCUUCUCUCAAAUUCUGCGUCAUAUUUCACUGAAGCUGAACGAAACAAAAGAUUCACAAUUCAAAAGUUAGUGAACAAACCUUCAGACGAUGUUUGAUAAUGACACAACGUGACACAACGCGAUUGUAUUUAUACAACAUUCAUUUUAGGCUUUUUCAGAAAAACAUACCCAGGUUGUCUCUUAACAAUUAUUGUUUUUAAGAUUACGUUAUAUACGUCAUAACGUCACGUGAUGUAAUGAUGAUAAAUGUGAAACACUUUCGGACAAAAAACUUUACAAGUUUAUGUAAUUUUGAAGCUAAAAAGUUUUAUUUAUCUUGAAUCACUAACUUGAUACUAUUGAUAAAAAAAGUGUUUAAUUAGAAUGAGAUUCAGAUUCUUUAGAAUUCAGUAGUUAGUAAUCAAAAUGAUAUGACAGAUUAUUUCAAAAACAUUUUUUGUAAUAGUAUAUUUGAUUAAAAGAAAAUUGUUAUUAAGUUGAUCAGAUUUUAAGAAACUGAUAAACACAACAAAGUUUAAUUUAACAAAAUAUGUGUAGUUAAGUAAUAAAGUUAAUUUGAUGAACUUUUUGUCAAAGCUUCGUGCUUUGUAACAUCAUCGAUAAAGUAAAAUUAACGUGUUUCUAAAAUUGAAUGCUACAAAUAUAAAUAUUUAGAUUCAUGAAAAUGAAUAUAAUUAUAUUCGUGCUGAAGUGUUAAAGUUAGUUAACAUGAAUUAUAAACAUAUUGGAUGUUUCAUUGUAGAUUAAUUUGCAGUAGAUUAAAGUGGACUCCUAUCAGCCUUUAUAUAUAAUCAACAAACCAAAAUAUUUUCUAUUUGAUCAAUAACUGCUCAGAAUUAUAACAUUUUCUUGACGUGGAUUGUGAACUUUUCUCUCUGUGACGUUCAGUGUUAGUUUGUCUGUAAAUCUGAAUGUAUAGACACAAUAAGAUGUAAUGUAAGUUAUAAACUAUCUUAGUGAUUUUUUUAAAUAACACAUUUGAAUGUGAAUAUUCUCUCAUUUGUUUGCACGUGAUUUUCGUCACAGCUCGAUCCUUCGUGUCUCCGGACUCUGACUUUACUCUCUCGUGAUCUAAUCAUAAUCAAUAACUGUUCAAUAUCACAUGUAGAUGACAGAGUUAAUGUCUCCUGACAUUUAUUCAAUUAAUUUUCUUGUUAACUCAGAACAAAGUGACAAUCUAUCUUUAAUUUUGUCAAUGAAAACUAUGAGAGAAAAUGUUAUUGCGUCAUAUUUGCGUCUCUUCCUGGCGUCACAAUAAUCAAAUGAUUAAAAUGUGAAUAAAUCUAAUAUACAGUUAUGUUAAGGGAAGUGACAAAAUGAACCUUUUCAUCUAGAUGAAUGUCGUCUGAUCUGCCAGGAGAAGAAAAAUUUACAUAUGAUGAAUAUAGAACAUGUAAUAAUGAAUGCAUGUAUAUAAUAUGUACUUUAUAAUGAUCUAAUUUCACAGAACGUACAACGUUUGACUGACUCAUAAUAUUAAUAUAGUUUUGCCUUCAAGGAAAUGGGCUUCCAAACUACUUCUGUUUUAAUCUAUAACCUAAUCUGAUCUAUAAUCUAUAAUCUGAUCUAUAAUCUAUAAUCUAUAUGCAGCACAGAUGUUCUAGUCUGUGGGUUUUAAACUCUGGUGUGUGAGCAGCCGUCAGUCGGAGCUUCUCGCACAAUAAACUUCAAGCUGUUUAUUAGUGUGUGUGUGUGUGUGUGUGUGUGUGUGUGUGUGUGUUAUUUAUAUUAUCACGGUGCUAUGUGUGUCUGUAGAUGAUAUAAACACUUUGAUAAUUUUUCUAUGGGACGAACUCGUUGUUCUUGUUUGCAAAAGAUUUUGUACGAGGCGAAAAUGACUGAUGUGAAAUGUAAAUGUAAAUAUUCAUGUUUGACGUGUUGAUGACUUGAAUCUUCUGGAUGUUGUUGAUGGGUUUUAUGGAUUUUAUAGAAUGUUUGUGGGUUUUUAAAGUGAAAAGAGUCGUUUGGGAUCCAAAGAUAGAAUCCAGAUUUGAAUAAGUCGGCGUCGGUUCUGCUUCAUGUUUUUCAAUAUUGUUUUGUUUUCGUACAUGUUGAAGUUAAUGCAACAGAAAUCAAUAUACAGCCAAGAGAUGUUUCAUAAACAUAAUGUCUGCAGAGCCGAAACCAAGACUGAAGAAAUGUUUUACAAAAGUAUCAAAAGGAGUUGAUCGUGUCAAUGUCUGUGUUGUUCACAUAGAUAUGAUAUAUAUCAUGUAAAUGUACUGAUGUUAACUCUUUUUUUAAAACAUGGUGCAGUUUUUGGCGCAUGAUUGUGAAGAAAUUAUUACAUGUGGUUGUAAAAUAAAUGACUCACGACAUUUUUUAAGAAAUAAAACAAACUGAGAAAAUA